This is a messenger RNA of Trichobilharzia szidati, 902 nucleotides long. NCBI's taxonomy places the organism in Eukaryota, Metazoa, Platyhelminthes, Trematoda, Strigeidida, Schistosomatidae. The record is from the annotation of a GenBank genome assembly.
UUGAAUCUCACUAGACGACCUUGAGGCAUGAGGUGCAGGCGUUAGACCACAAACUCUCUGCCACAGGAUCAACAUGGGAAGUCUAAUACUAUGUAGGCGCUUUUUCGAAGCCUGCAGGCAUAAGAUCACCCAAACAAAUAAUUUCGGGUGCAUGAUAACUUCGUCGGCAUAUGGAUAUUUACCGAGAUCUAGUUUUAUUCAUGAUCACAGGCAAUACUUCUCCAUGGUCAACGGGCCUGCCAUGCAUAAAAAGGCUUUCCUCAUUAAGAACUUAUCUAUUCCCAUGGUGUCUAGGAGCACAGCCGCUAAUUCCAGUAAUGGUAAAACUGAAAAUGACAUCGAUCAAAAGAAAACCAGCCUAGUCAAACGCUUCAAAGAUGCAUACGCAAUCUACGGAAAAGUUGUACUUAUAACGCAUGGUGUCACUUCUUGUUUAUGGUUUGGGGGAUUUUAUGCACUGGCUAGCAGUGGAAUCAACCUACUGGAUAUUUUGGAUAGUUUCAAUGCACCUGAAUGGUUACGUAAACCUCUACACCUUGGUGGUGGAGCCAUGAAUACUCUUGCAACAGCCUUAGUAUUCUAUAAACUAGCAGCACCAUUGCGUUACGGCCUCACGCUCAUAUUAACCAGAUAUCUGGUACGUUAUCUUCGCCUGACAGGCAAAGCACCACAAGUGCAAGAAAGUGAUCGCCUACGUAAUUUAGCAAAAGAAGGAGCACAAAUUUCACGUGAACGAAUAAAAGCACGUAUGGCUAAAAGUAGAAGAUAUCUGUUAGCAAGAAAAAAUAAACGAUAAUAAUAGUAAUAACUGGUUAUGUGAUAAAGUGCAUUAUUUCUUUAUACUGUAUAUUGAACUCUUUUUUAUACUUAUUACGAAAAUAUAGAACACUAGCUUGAGUAAA